Molecule: messenger RNA, 1147 nt
Organism: Mycosarcoma maydis (corn smut)
Lineage: Eukaryota; Fungi; Basidiomycota; Ustilaginomycetes; Ustilaginales
Exons: 1
Source: RefSeq, a predicted model, not a curated record
ACGUCGCUCUCUCACCGUGACUGAGCCGUCUCGUGCCUCGCUGCCCGGCGCACCUCACCCCAACUUCUUUCUCGUCGUCCGAUUCCUCGUCACCGGUCUCGUCUGCUUACUCUCGCUCGCCACUGCUAUCAUCUGCAUCCUCGUCGUCGACUACUACAACAAGCACGACCCUAUCAUCCGUCCAUCCUGGGGCUCGCUCAUCUUCCUCAUCGUUCUCGGCCUCUUCACGCCCAUCGUCUACUUUGGCUACAACAUCUUCUUGCCGCUCAUGCCGUUUAUCAAAUACGGCGAUUUCCUCUACGGCUUGUUCAUGGUCAAGAUCGAGUUGCUUCUCCAAUUCGCCAUGUGCGUUCUCUGGAUUUCGGGCGCCCUCGCCUACGCCUGCGACUUGCGCGGUCGAGAAAACUGCCAAUUCGACGGCUACUGGCAUUAUGAGAAACCCGCCAACUUUGGUCACGUUUGCGAUCUCAUCAACUACGCCGUCGGCUUCGCGUAUGCCACGUUCGGCGUGCAGGUUUUCCUGUUUGUCAUUGAGCUCUUGUACGGCAUGUACAUCUUCCUCUUUUUGGAUCAGGAGAGCCUCAAUGAGCCCCACUUUGAAUGGGGUCGUCGGGCGUACAACUACGCACAGCAGAGCAAGCAGCAGCAGCAGCAGCGUCAAGCUGCCAUUGCUCGAUCGCCCAACCGUGCCGUUCCGCUAGGCGCUGCCGGUGCCGAUGCCGGUACUGGUGCUGUGGCAUACAGAAAUAUGGGUAGGAGGAGUCGAGCCAGUAGUUUGACCGGCUCGAGCGAAGGCGACAGCGUUCGCAACGACAGCAGAAGAGGCGCUGCCUAUAACGACCCAGAUAUGGAGUCCAGAGCCUCGGCGCCCGUUUCGUUGGGUAGCAGGGGUCGCAGGGGCGUCGCCUAUGGCGGUAUGGCCGACCAAGACGAAGAGUCCCAGAUCGCAGGUAGGCCGCUCUCGACUUCAUCCACAAAUGAUGGCGAGCGACGUGGUCCUCUGGCUGCUGCUGCGGCCACAGGUGGCGCAAAAGGCCGCCGCAGUCCGAGUUCCAGAAGUGCUGGCUCGAGGAGAGCUUCGCGACGAGGCCCGCUGUCCGACGAAGAAAGCGGCUGGCAUUUGCGUGAGGAACAGUCGGAACGUUAA